AUGAAUAUUUCUCAUCCUGUUUCUGCUGAAAGGGUUAAUACAAAAGAAAUAUUAUUUGAGUUAGUGAAGCGGAGGGAUGAUAAUAUUUACAGUAUUUUAGAACGGGAUAAGAAUUUGAUUAACUAUCAAGAUGAAAAUGGAAACAGCUUACUCCACUGGGCGGUUUUUUUAAACAGUACUUAUUUAACAUGCUACUUAUUAGAAAAUAGUAAAAAAAAAGAAAUAAAAAAUACGCUACGAAAUGAAUACAACCUUUACAUGAAAAAUGAGGGUGAAAAAAAGGAGUACAUAAAAUCUAGCAAUGGGCAAACACCCAUAUUUUGGGCUGUAUGUUCAAAUAACGUUUUUAUGAUUUAUUUAUUGAAAAAUUAUGGGUGCAAUUUAUAUGAAAACGAUAAUAAAGGUUAUAACUGCUUAACAGUCAGUGUCCAGUAUAAUUCCAUUUUGAGCUUUUUAUAUUUACUACAUCUUAACUUUACAAUAACACAUAAAGAUUUUAACAAUUGUUCUGUUCUUGACUGGGCUGCUUAUAACAACAACGUUUUUUUCCUUCGACUUUUUUCAAUUUUUGUGAAUGACUUUUACUCAACUAAUUUGACCGAACCCUCGUCUAUUCUCCACAAGGCUAUUAUUGGAAACGCUUAUGAAGCAGUUGUUUAUUUAACGCUUAACAGUCUCCAGAGUAUAUAUGACGUCGGAACAGAUGAUAGUAAAACUAUUAUCGAAUUCAUUGACGAAAACAAAGAUAAAGUAGAUCCAAGAAUUUAUAAUUUUCUUAAGUACAAAAAAAUACAACAGAUGUCCAAAAAAAAUAACAGAAAAAGAAUAAACUUCUUAUAUGAAUCCAAUGGAACAAUAGGCCUCUAUAAAAUUAAGAAAAAGAAAAACUUACCCCUCCUACAUAACAUACGCGAUAAGUACGCCCAGAAUAAAUUCCUUCUGUUAUACCCCUUUCUCGUUCUUUUAACUUAUCUUCAUUUUAACUUGGUCUAUUUCUUUUAUAUAAGAGUGCAGCUAGCAAAGAAGAGCAUAUUUUUAGAUGUAUUUCAUCCAUUACUAUUUAUAACUUACUAUUUCGUUGUAUCCAGUAAUCCAGGUUAUUUAGAGAAUACGCAAAGCGCUUUUUACAAAGGGAAAAAUGUGGAAGCGUGCGAAGGAAAAGCAUUACUCGAUGGUGCGGAACAAGGAGAUGGUGAUGUGGUACUAGUGCGGUGUCAAGAGAGACAAGCGCGAUUGGACAAAAAUGGUCAGCAUAAUAAAUCCAACCAUGCACAUAACAAAAAAAAAGAAAAAAAAAAAGGACAUAAUAACAAUGAGCAGGGGAAAAAUUGCUUUGCACAAAUGCCAAAUUUUAUUUUUGAAUAUAUUAUGAAAAACAUUGAAGAGGAGAUAAAAUUAUAUGAAAAGAAAAACAAAUUAAUUGAAUUUUGUAAAAAUGUUAAAUAUGGAAAUAUUGUAGACUUAAAAAAAGACUUAGAAAUAAAAUGGGAAGUGUGUGCAUUUGAAAUAUCAUCAUUUGAUAUUAAUAUGUUAUGUCCAACGUGUUUCCUUUUUAAAAAUAUAAGAACAAAGCAUUGUCGUUAUUGUGACAAGUGUAUAGAUAUAUUUGAUCAUCACUGUGUAUUUACAUUAAAUUGUAUGGGUAUAGAUAACUCAAGAAUAUUCCUAAGUUGGAUAGUAUCGAAUAUUUUAUUUUCAUUUUAUACUUUAUAUCUUUACAUUUGGUUUUUUAUAAAUUAUCCAAUAAAUUAUGAACAGUUCAUAUUUUAUGUUAAUCUUACUGUAAUUAUAUUAUCACUGCUGUUAAUAUAUUUUAUGGGAAGUGUUUUUAUACGGUCAGUUUUUAAUAUACUGGAAAAUAUAACAUCGAAUGAAAAAUUUAAAAUGUAUUCCUCCAAUAUAUUUUUCACUUAUCAUUUAAAAAUGGACAAAAAUAAUGAGCCCAUCAUUGUAAGGAAAUUUAAAAAUCCAUUUGACCAAGGCAUAUAUUUUAACGUACUACAUUUUUUAACAAAAUCGAAGGAAAAUCUGACCAAAAAAAAAGUGCAGUAUAUUCAAAUUGACGAAAGUGUUGGAAGUGGUCCUAUGCGAGCCUUUGUCGAAAAGUUGAAUGCAAAACUGAGUGAGUUACAAACAAAAAAAAAAAAGGUUAAGGAGUAUGCCCCUCUUGGGGGGGAAGCACGACGGCUGGUGGCUGUUCGGAAGGAAGGCAUUUGA
Messenger RNA from Plasmodium malariae, 2217 nucleotides. RefSeq names its product palmitoyltransferase DHHC5, putative (gene DHHC5). Gene Ontology annotation, biological process: protein palmitoylation. Lineage: Eukaryota; Apicomplexa; Aconoidasida; Haemosporida; Plasmodiidae. Gene Ontology annotation, molecular function: protein binding; palmitoyltransferase activity. The coding region runs from base 1 to 2217 and encodes 738 amino acids. The transcript has 6 exons. The record is from RefSeq and is a predicted model, not a curated record. Gene Ontology annotation, cellular component: Golgi membrane.